Messenger RNA from Prorocentrum cordatum, 1265 nucleotides. The record is from the annotation of a GenBank genome assembly. NCBI's taxonomy places the organism in Eukaryota, Dinophyceae, Prorocentrales, Prorocentraceae.
CCCCCAUGGGCGGAUAGCUGCUGUCAUCGGUGCUCGCAUGGGCUCGGGUUGGCUGCUGGUCGCCCGGGGGAGGGGGCCGUUCCUGUUUCACAUGGCGAACAGUAGGGGCGGGCGGAAGAGGCAACGCUCCGGCCACCUGCGCCCAGAGGGCCGGUGAGAUUCCCCCUCGUCGGCCCUCCCCGUGCGUUUCUCUCCUUCCCUUCGCCCCGCGGCCCGCAGCCGCUUCCUGCGGAGGCCGGCGGUGCACGGGGUCCGCCGGCGUGCUCAGGGUUCGCCAGCGCCUCGCCCAGUUUUGCAGCGCCUGAGCCGCCAUGCCCAAGAACAAGCUGGGGGGGAACAAGGCCAAGCGCGCCAAGGCCGAUGCGACGAAGGUGAAGAAGGAGCUCGAGUUCAAGGAGGACGGCCAGGAAUACGGGCAGAUCCUGCGCAUGCUGGGCAACGGCCGCUGCGAGGUGAGCUGCUUCGACGGCACCAAGCGCCUGUGCCACAUCCGCGGGAAGAUGAGGAAGAAGGUCUGGGUCAAUCAGGGCGACAUUGUGUUAGUGUCCCUCCGUGACUUCCAGGACGAGAAGGGGGACAUCAUCGUGAGGUACACCCCUGACGAGGCGCGAAACUUGAAGACCUACGGCGAGCUGCCAGACACGGUCAAGAUCAACGAGACUGACAUCGUGGAUGAGCUCAGCGAGGACGGUGUCGAGUUCGACGAGUCGGCCGGGGUGAACAUCAACGAUAUCUGAUCGGUGCUGCUGAGUCGUAGGGUAGAAGCUUGGGCAGCCGCGCAGAAGGGGGCGGGGCGAGGGGGUGGCCUUCUGAGGAGGCCAGGGGGCCGCCUGGAGAGGCCCGGAGGCCUCUCAGCGGUCCUGCGGGGCUGCGGCAGGGCGCCACAGAGGCCCACUGCUCCCUCUCGGAAUUCCGCCCCCCUCGGGCCGCGCCGCCAAAAGCUCGAAGGCCACACCUUCGGCGUCCUCAGUGCCCUCCACUGCCCUCGUGCCCUCCAGCGAGCAGUCCAGGCAAGAAAAGCUGAGCGUGCAGGCAGUGGACCCCGCGGCCGCGGCGCAGCGCGCGCGCGGAAGGGGCGCGGGGCGAGGGCCGUCCGGCCGGCAGAGCGGGCGCAAACAGCGCAGGCGAGCCAUCUCUCUGCCACGGGGGAGGUCGACGAUGAGAACAACAAACGCCAUAGGCAUAAACUUUAGGCGCUCCGCGCGGAUCUCUUGGAUCCGCGCUGGGUCUCGGCCUAGGCGAGCAUGGCGAGAGAUAAACAGACC